Molecule: messenger RNA, 1311 nt
Organism: Thyridium curvatum
Lineage: Eukaryota; Fungi; Ascomycota; Sordariomycetes; Thyridiales; Thyridiaceae
Exons: 4
Coding region: 1-1311 (436 amino acids)
Source: RefSeq, a predicted model, not a curated record
AUGGGUUCAGAUUCAUGCAACCAGUGUCCAGGGUGGAUCGAAAUCACAACUUGGUGUAAAGGUAUACAACAGAUCAAUGACGUGAAACUGUUACAUGAUCGCAAAUAUGAUGUGGCUAUUCUUUUCCCAAGAGCAAACCAGAUUCGCCAAUGCUCAACAUGCAAGGAUGUCUUUAUCAACACAUUCUCUAUGCCACAGGCAUGGUGGUCGGAAUACUGCAGAAAGGCAAAUGGAUAUUUUGGCUGUGAGGUUGCCUGUACCAGGAACGACGUGAAUCCGACUACUCGCACUUGGUGUAGAUCUCUUGUCAAGAAGGUGUGGGAGGAGUCAAAUCACAAGAUCGAGUACGACUGGGACCGGUUCAAUAUCUUCACCGUAUGGAACCCCAGCACUUAUCAGACGACGAUCCUCGCGUUCGACCUGGCGGACGCAAGGAUCAACCAAAUGCGGAGUCUGCUCCUUGGUGGGUUACAGAAAAGCGAAAUGAACGAUCCGUUCUGGAUGUAUCCAAGGCUCCUCGAUGAUGUGGUGAGACUCCAGGACGAGUCCGUCUGGUCGGUGCGUCAUCUAGUCCGGGCGACAGAGAAAAGGAGGACGGAAGAGAAGCCGCAAGGAGACGGUCCCGAUUACGUCUAUCUUCAUGACACCGCACGGCAUGCGAUACAUGUGCUGGAGACGCUGGAGCUCGGAGCCAACACUGUGGAAAGCAUACUGGCGCACCACAAACGUGUCACAGGCUUGGUGGGCAAAAUAUCUGGAACGGAAGAGAACCUGAGCUCAGGGUUGGUGGUGGGCCGCCUGCUAUUCUACCAGGACAUGAUUCGCAACUUGAGGAGCCGCGCUUCCUCCAACAGAGCUAGACUACAGAACGAGAUCCAACUUGUGUUCAACCUUGUGUCCCAGCAAGAAGCUCGCACGUCGGUCGAAAUCGGACGCGCCGCCCGGAGUGACAGUGCCGCCAUGCGAACGAUUGCAUUCAUCACGCUGACAUUCCUACCACCGACUUUUAUCUCGGCAGUCUUUAGCAUGUCGUUCUUUAACUACGAUCAGGCGACUGGAAUAUGGGCUGUGUCGGACGAGUUCUGGCUGUUCUGGGCCGUGUCAGUACCCGUGACCAUAUUCACCGCAGUGCUUUGGAUCGUUUGGUCGUGGCUGUUCCCUGUGUCAACUAGUUGCAGUAGCACCCAAGGUGAGGCGGAGGUCACAAAUGGCUCCAGAACCAAGCUGUUUGGACUUAUUAGGAUGUUGAGCAUCAAAGACCGUGGAGGAUCGUUUCCGUCUACUAUUCAAGAACCCGGACAACUAGCUUGA